Molecule: messenger RNA, 5958 nt
Organism: Ostrea edulis (European flat oyster)
Lineage: Eukaryota; Metazoa; Mollusca; Bivalvia; Ostreida; Ostreidae
Product: PDZ and LIM domain protein 7-like
Exons: 14
Coding region: 2948-4738 (596 amino acids)
Biological process (GO): actin cytoskeleton organization; muscle structure development
Cellular component (GO): adherens junction; filamentous actin; Z disc
Molecular function (GO): actin binding; muscle alpha-actinin binding
Source: RefSeq, a predicted model, not a curated record
UUUUUGUUUUGUUUGUUUGUUUGUUUUUAAAAUCAAAUAGUCCAUAUGGCUCUUGUAUAUAAUGUGACAACAUUCAAUCAUGACGAAUCCAUAGUUAUCGGAAUAUUCAAACUAUGUGACAAGAUAUAAUAAUAUGUUAUAUGCUGAAAGAUAUGAUUUUACACAAUAACAUGAAAAGCUUCGUAUAAUCAGAAAUGUGAAAAUUAUAGUCAAUGCACGCCUACAAGAUCCUCAAUUUCAAACCGCUCCUACAAUUCUCAAAUAAAAAUGUACGUAUACUAUGAGAAUGGACCUGCGGGAUUGUUUCGUGAACUUUUCUAUGAUAUACCUUAGAAAAGGGUUAGGAAAACCCUAAGAUCAAAUUAGGACAUAUCCUAGGACGUAGCUCGAUUGACUCAUCGUCGGAAACCCACGGACGGUCGCACCCGUUAACCUAGGUUGGUCGCACUCCUUUUACCUAGGUUGGUCGUACUCCUUUUACCUAGGUUGGUCGCACUCCUUUUACCUAGGUAAAGGGAAUGCGACCGAUCGUGGGUUUCCGACUAUGAGCUCGACUGUGUCUCGGGAAUAUCUUAAGAGUUAAGACAUUAUAUACACUGUACAUUCUUACUUCUUUACAUUUAUUAAUGCAUAUAAGUUGUGUGACAUAUUCGUAGCUAUACGAUUAAAAUAUAUAUGUAGAUAUGUUCUUAUUAUAGAUAAAAUAUCUAAUACAUGACAAAAACUAAAAGGUUGUCAGUUUUUCUAGAUCUACUACUUCACCUGAAAUGAAAAAUUGUGGACCUCGAACCCAGGCAUGGAUGUAUGCAAUGGUAUAUUCCGUUUUACCCCGAAGACAAUGCUAAACAACAAAGACGUGUAACUUCCAAUGCCACAGUUAGUUUGAACCUUGACUUACUCAUGUCAAGGUGACUAUUUAAAAAAUAAGUUAAAUGACUUUCCCUUCUAGCCCCACACAAGUCAACCCUGUUAUUGCGUCACCAUGAACUUGAUAGUUAAGACGAAUAUUUGUGGCGAGGCCUUAGAUUUAGGAAAGUUUCAAGAAACCGACUUAGGACCAAGAUGUGUCAGUCUUUUAAAGACGUACUUGGGACAUUCCAGCUUCGUGAACACUCUUCCUGGAAUAGUUUACCCCCCCCCCCUUUUUUUUUGCAUACAUGUACAUCAUAUGGUUUUCAUCCACAGGAGUAAAAGGGGUAACUUAAUUAUUAUAUGUCUGUUAAUAUGCAUAUAAGUUGUGUCAUAAUGUCAUAGCAUUAUGUCAUAAGUAUUCUUUGUUUUUUAUUUAUAAUAUGAAAAAGGUGCAUGGGCAGUUACAGUAUCCUGGAUAGCUGUAAUUACAUAACUAGCUAUCGGAGGGGGUAUACUUCCGGGUAUACAUAUGUUUGUACAUGUAUCCCAUUUCCCCCCAGAACCAUAGCUGUGCAUAUAUAUUAUAUAUAUAUAUAUAUAUAUAUAUAUAUAUAUAUAUAUAUAUAUAUGUAUAUAUAUAUAUAUACAUGUAUAUUGUUCAAACCAAUAUGUUUAUACAUAUGCACCCAUUACCCAUUGUAAACAUGACAUGUUGACUUACUACCAAUGUACCGUCCCAUGGUAUCUUUUGCAUUACAGUCAUAUGUACUUGUACUACGUGUCUUUUACUAUUAUUAUGUCUCAUUGCAUAUAUUGUUAUUAUUUUCUUCCUGUGUGCAUUUCUGACUGUUUUGCAUUAGGGUACACGGUGGUACUUACAUGUAUUGCAUAUGUCUCAUGUUAUGUACAUUUUCUAAGCCCAUACUACUAGUAUUACUGUAUAUUAUGUGUAAACUAUAUGAAACCAAUAUUUGCACAUAUGCACUCAUUAUAAACAUGACAUGUUGACCUAGUACCAAGGCACCGUCCCGUGGUAUCUUUUGCAUUACAGUGGAGUUAAUCAUAUGUACUUAUACUACCUUUACUAUUAUUACAUGUAGUAUUGUUAUGUACAUGUAUAUAAUUUUUUUCCCUGUGUGUAUUUUUUACUGUUUUGCAUUAGGAUACACGGUGGUACUUGCAUGUAAUACAUUAAGUAUUAUCAUGUUCAAAAUGUCUCAUACUAAUAGCUAGUGCAUAUUUUGCUCCUUUUUUUGUUCUUUUCAUUUUAUUAUCAUUUUUAUAAACAUUGCAUAGAUAGAUAUAUAUAUAUAUAUAUACCGAACCAAUGCAGCGUCAUCCCUACUCCUAGGAUCGCAGUGUGUAUUUGUAAGCAUACUCAGUCAACAACCAAGGAAAGGGGAAGAAGGUAGAGAAAAAAGAGGAAGAGGAAUUAAGGGAAGGACAAGAGAGGAGGGGGAGAUAGGAAAGGGUAGAACGAUCGAGGCAUGGGGAGAAAAGGAGGGAGAAAGAAGGAUCGAGAUAGGGUGGGAGAAGGGGAAGACUUCCAUAUUCUUGUAAUAUACUGCCUCUUAAAUUUAGAUGUCAAUUUGUGUAUUUUCAAUAUAAAUGGGAAAUUCACUUUCAAAUUCAUUUAGGGAGUAGAAAACUCAACCCGCGUUAGGGAUUGAGAGAAUUUUGAUCCGCCCAAUACAAAAUCAUUCAGGACGCGAAAUUACUCAUACCAGUUAUGACUCCGUGGAAGGUUGUCUGUGUCAUUCUUUUCCUAUCUAAUUUUUUAUGUCUCCUGACUGAUUUCUUGUUUCGUUUACCUUACAAGCACGAACAAAACAUAUCUAUAAUCUUAAUUCCUUAUAUGUACACUACUUCCGAUCAAGUGGGCGUUCCCCACUCAUUUUUGUAUAUUCGGAACUUUUCUAAACAACUAGUUCUCAGCCCUUGUAAAGACUAAUGGUGAAGUUUUAAGCACCAGCUAAACCGUUCGGAACUGCACGUGCCGUGUGCAAAACUUCUGUGAUUGGGAAGUUAUUUGGGGGUACGAAAAAGUGUUUACAUGCAUGCCUGACACCUUAAACUGAAUCGGAUUUUUUAAAGCAUGGCUUCUGUUUUAACUUUAGAGGCUAAAUUAGAAAGGGUUGAUCCCACAACACCAUGGGGAUUUCGUAUGCAAGGAGGAAAAGAAUUCGGCAUUCCGCUGACAAUUCUAAAGGUAAAUCAAGGAAGUCUUGCAGCCAAGUGUGGACUUCAACAAGGGGAUGUUAUCCUAAAAAUUGGUAACCAAGAGACCACAAAUCAAAAACACAAAGAAGCCCAGGAUUUGAUCAUUGGGUCUGGCAACAAAUUAGAUCUUCUGCUUCAGAGAAUUCGUGAAAAAAAGUCUAACACUAAUCGAGGUGCCCCUGCUCCUCAGCACUCCUAUGAGAAGUUUGCUACCCCUACCUACAACUCGUACCCGAGUCCAUCUGGUGCUCCUCAACCAGGCUCCCAGAACUACAAUACAGCAGCGAAACCGUUUGGAUCUCCUGCAGCCCGGCCUGAUGUCGACUCAGUCACACAGCAAACUAGUCAAAUCUCUUUCUCCCCGAAACCGGCAGUGGUGCCAGCACCCCCUCCCCCACCCCCACCCUCCCAGGGGCCAGGCUUUUACCCUGCUGCACAGAAGUAUACUGAGAGUGAGGAGAAACCGACAUCGUCUCAGCUCCAGUCACGGUCCUUCAAGUUUCUGCAAGGCAUCAUGGAUAGUGGUCAAGAUCCACCCUCUGCCUUGCGGCCCUCACCUGGACAAGUGGUCCGAAGCGUCUCCCCAAACACCACACAAAACAACUUUAACUCCAAACCUCGUCAGUUCAAUACCCCACAAGGACUUUAUUCAGAGGAAAGUACCGAUAGUUCAUUGAAACUUGCAAGGUCAGGAAAUGAAGAACAAGAGGAGGGAGAGAGAAAUGUGGAUGGUCAGGGAAAAGUUGUGUAUCGUCCAUCGGAAACAUUCAAAAUGGUGCAUGAACAAGAUACUCCUACUGUAGCCAAGCAGGAGGAUGAUUAUAAACCCACUCAUUCCAGAACAUUUAAAAUGCUCCAAGAGAAGUUGGGAGCUGGGGAUCAGCCCUCAACACCCAAGGCACCACCAGCACCAGCGCCAUCUUCAGCUCCCAAGCCAGGAGUAUGGACUCCUCCAAGUGCUCCAACUGCCAAACCUUUCACCCCUACAGUGCAGCCUCCGGCCCCUGCUGCCCCAGGGGGGCCUAAAAUGGGACCUCCUAGAAACCCCACUGGAGUCAACGCUGUGAGAGUCAAGAAAGGUGAAGCUACAAUCUUCAAGAGUGGGGAGACUGCCCCUGGGAUCUCCAGGAUACCAGUGUGUGCUUCCUGUAACAUUUCUAUCAGAGGCCCAUUUGUGGUUGCUAUGGGCAAGACAUGGUGCCCUGACCACUUUGUGUGUCAGAACCCUAAAUGUGGACAAAAACUGCUGGACAUCGGUUUUGUGGAGGAAGGAGGCUUCUUGUACUGUGAAAAGGAUUAUGAGCAGUACUUUGCCCCGACUUGCACCAAGUGUGGAAAACCCAUUGUGGGGGAAUGUGUAAAUGCUCUGCAGAAGACCUACCAUCCAAACUGUUUCCUCUGUUACCAGUGUAAACAGCCAAUCGGUGGAAACCAGUUCCACUUGGAGGAUGGCAAUCCAUACUGUGAAAAUGACUGGAGGCAGAUGUUCCAAACCAUGUGCAAAGGAUGUGACUUCCCUAUUGAACCUGGGGACCACUGGGUAGAGGCCAUGGGCAACAACUUCCACUCAGAGUGUUUCAACUGCUCUACCUGUGGAAUCAACUUGGAAGGUCAGCCUUUCUAUGCCAAGGGAGGCAAACCAUACUGCAAGAAACACACCCGAUAAAGUCCACUCCUGAUAAACUUAGAUCCCUCCAUCCAUGAUCACUGGACUGGAACCACCUCUUCCUGUGCAUGGUGUUCAGCAGAGAUGUGAUAUGUGAAAUUUCGGAAAUAGUAAAUAUUCAAUCAUGAUUUCUGUGCCAAAACUGUGUUGAUGACCGUGGAUAUUUUUAUCAUAUAUAUAUACAGUGCAAAACUUAAUGUAAAUCACUUGUUUGAAAAAAAGAAUAUUUGCUAAGUAUUACAGUACGCUGUAGAAUUAAGCAUAUUAUAACAUUGAGGGUCAAAAUAGCCAGUUGUUUAGCUAGUCCAUUGAUAUUAUUUAACAUGGUGAUGCCAUGAUGGAUUCUAUUUAUAGUUUUUGGGCCACAGGGUGCAACCUUUUCGGCAAUGAAUCUCACUUUAAAAAGUAUUAACAUAAGAUAAGUCAUAUUUUAAUCUUUGAUUAUUCUUUAGAUAUGCUGUACGUAUGUAGAGAAUGUAUACUAAUAUUUAAUAAUGUUCGAAGCAAGCAUUUAGAGUUAUUAGUAUUCGAAACAUAAAUUAAAUUCUCAGCAUUAUAUCAUUACAAAUUUCACAGUAAUGUGCCUUGCAUUCAUAUGAAUAUACAUAUAAAUAUAAUGUUAUCAAGCAAGAUGCUAAAGCUAUAUUGCCAAAAUCUGCACCAAAAAAAAAGAAGAAAAAUAUACAAUGUUCUGUUGGUCAUGCAAGUUAAUGUUAUUGUCUUCGACAUUUUUGUGAGCCAACAUCAAUCAAUAUGCUAAAUCAUUUGCUUAUACAUGGAGAUCUGUCCAAACUGGACAUGCUUGGUAUUAAAAUCUUUCUUCGUUUAGACAGCAUAAAAAAUACAGUACUUACGUAUGUAUACAUGUACACUUUUCAGGUUACAAGAUAUGCAGUUUACACUGUACGUGAAUUAGGCAGUUUACACUGUAUGUGAAUUAUGCAGUUUAGGCAGUUUACACUGUAUGUGAAUUAUGCAGUUUAGGCAGUUUACACUGUAUGUGAAUUUCUAUAGAAUAACCUGUUUACUUGCUUUUAGAAUGCCCAUUGUUUGUUUUCCAGUCACUACAUAGGUAUGUUUAUUUGAAUGAAUUGAAUUAUAAAUAAUUACAUAUUGGAGUAAGCAAUGCUAGAGUAUAAAUGUCAGUCAUUUGCUUUAAGCUGUAUUGUUAAUGAGGUAGGAAUGUUUUAAUAAUGGAUUAAUAAAAUGUUAUUUAUCCA